AUGUUGUCGCAACCCUCGGGACGCAUGCUCUCGUCCCCUGAGGAUGCUUCAGCAGAGAUGACGGUCUAUGUGGUGGACGAUCUGUCGGCGGAUAUGUUAUUAGGGUACGAUUGGCUCUGGCGGUUUGGUCUCGGACUUCAAGCGGAUGCUACUGGGUUUUGCAUCAAGCACGUGAAGACCUCGGCCCCGAUCCGCAGCCCGGCCCAUGUUCCGCCCGGGGUCGCUCUGAGGCUGACGUUGCCUUCCCUGUACGCUUAUAGGACACCAUCGUCGACCACCACUAUAGAAGACCCUGUUGAUCCACCUCCUAUGUCGGCGACCCCUGUCCCUACGACUAAGGAGCCAGCCUGUGAUGGACGACCCCGGCGACGCCGUAAGAAGACCCCGUGGCGUUGUGUCCGACCUCGCCGUGAGCCUGUUAUGUAUUGCCGGCACACUAAGUCCACAGUAGUUGCGGACGGUAACCUUGGGACGUCCAUUGGCCGGACAUCUUCAUCGGUUGGUUCGGUAUCUAAGGCAUGGUCGACGACUUCUCAGAAGGGAUCGGUGGUAUCUCCAAGGGACGACGACAGCUUUGUUCGUGGUACACGGUUCGCCGCUCUGGCAAGGGAAGAGGAUGAGUCGGUUUAUCCUGCCCAGUCCGUGGACGAUGAUGCUCUGUCGAAGGUUACGAUCUUGAAAGACACCGAACCUGAUCCUACUCUGUACGAAGGCGAUUUCUACAAGAUGAAGAUCAUGUUCGCACAGUCUAUCCCUUCACCGUACCCACAGUUCAAGCCUUAUUUGGGCUCGAAGGCUGGCGACCUUACUCCGUACGAAGAGUGGCCGACUCCGUCCAUGGCUCCUGGUGAUGAGAUGGAUGAUGACGUUAUCGGCAAGGAUAUUGAGCAGUACGCAAUCCCUCAGCUCCCCACGGACGAGGAGGAGGUGUUUUCGGUUCCUAUCUUCGACGUCGAUGCCAAGCCAGAGCUGGUGGCGGUGGACGAGGUCUGUAAGCGGUAUAAGUCGCUCUUCUCUAACAAGAUUGGUCGGUGUAACUUGGUCGAGCACGACAUCGACACGUAUGAUGCCAAACCUACGAGAGAGAAGCCUCGGCGUAUCCCGCAUGCCUAUCGGGACGAGAUUAUUAAGCAGUUGGACGAUCUAGAGAAGCAAGGUGUUAUCCGGCGGUCUAAAAGCCCGUACGCAGCCCCUUGUGUGUAUGUUGCCAAGAAGGACGGAGGCGUACGACUGUGUGUUGAUUACCGGAAGCUCAACACAGCCUCUCCUCCAUCGGCUUAUCCGGUCCCGCUACCCGAUUUUGUUCAAGAGUCUCUGGCUGGAUCUAAGGUGUAUACCAAUCUCGAUUUACGUUCGGGUUAUUGGCAGAUUCCCGUCCGUCCUUCGGACGUAUGUAAGACGGCCUUUUGUCCUGGUGCCAACCUGCCCUUGUACGAGUUCUUGGUUAUGCCCUUUGGUCUACAUUCAGCUUGUGGUACGUUCCAAGAUUUGAUGGAUCGACUACUAGGCGACCUUCCUUACGUUAAGGUCUACCUGGACGAUGUCCUCAUCUUUUCACCGGACCUGGAGACCCAUGCUAAGCACUUGGACGAAGUCUUUCGUAGGUUGGCAGAGGCUAACCUAACCCUGAACGCGGCUAAGUGCAAGUUCGCUGGAGACGGUGUUAAGUAUCUGGGUCACUACUUCGAUCAGUUCGGUAUGCACCCUGACCCCGCUCGGGUUCAAGCUAUUGCUGAGUGGACGCCGCCUAGGACAGUGUCAGAGGUGAGGUCGUUCCUGGGGCUGGUCAACUACUACCGGACGUUCAUACCUCGGAUGUCUGCGGUAGCUAAACCCAUUCAACGUCUGGUGUCUCUAUGCGACAAGUGCCCGGACGACGUACCUAAACAUUGGGACGUGGAUGCUGACGAAGCCUUCGUGAAGCUCAAGACUGCUCUUAUCGGACUUCCCGGUUUGGCCUACCCCGAUUUUCGGGAGCCGUUCCAGAUCUGUUGCGAUGCUUCCAAUCAAGCUAUUGGUGGGGUCCUCGAACAGAACGGUCGUCCGAUCUGCUACUACUCUCAAGUUCUAUCUGGUGCUGAACUACGCUGGCAUACCUUCGAGAAGGAAGCGUACGCGCUAUUUCGGUGUCUGCAUCGGUUUCAUGACUAUAUUAUUGGUCACCCUUUGGAGGUUACUAUCUACAGUGACCACCGCCCCUUGCAACACCUUGCUAAGUGUACGUCUGAUCGAGUUCAGCGAUGGAUUUUGGCCAUGCAACGGUAUCGGUUCGUGGUACGGUACAAGGAAGGGACGAAGAAUAUCAAUGCUGAUGUACUCUCUCGACCUCAAUUGCCACGGCCAGAUCCUGUAGUACCAGACCCCCAUGCUUGUGAAGUACGGUCCCCCGUCAACGACUCCCCCGUCUUGCGAUCUUGUCUGGACGACCCUGGUUGCCGACUACAUACGUCCUUGGUGGUUCUUGACACCCUAUUCUCGAUCGAUGAUAUCCGAGACGGUCAGGACUUGGACGAGGUGGUCUCUGCAGUACGAGAGCGAGUCUUGGACGGCCAUCCUUUGGGCCGCAGCGAGUUCAAGACCCGAGACUACCUUCCGUAUCGACGUAUAUGGGCUUCUUUGGAUGUGUCUGAUGGGAUUUUGGCUCGGCACUAUCGUAUGGAUGCGCUGGACGAGGCGAGGCUCCUACCAGUGAUCCCCGAUGAGUUACGAGAACGAGCCCUCCGCCAUUAUCAUCAGGACACCGGUCACUUUGCCCGAGAGAAGAUGCUGAGCAAGAUGAAGCAACAGUGCUAUUGGCCGACUAUGCACGUGGAUGUUGAAGUACAUUUGCAGACCUGUACUUCUUGUCUUGCUGCUGGCCCAUUACAAGGAUCCCCGUCACCCCUGUUACCGGUUCCUGUCGGACGAGCUUGGCACACCUUAGGUGUCGACUACCUCAAGAUCGGUCCUGGUGUGGGUGGUUACAAGUGCCUCUUGGUGGUUCAAGACUACUUCACCAAAUGGGGUGAAGCCUAUCCUCUCCGUACGGAAACGGUGGAAGAGUCUUUGCCUCACCUUCUUGGGUUGUUUGCUCGAUUUGGUCCGCCAGCACGGAUCCAUUCAGAUCAAGGCCAGCAAUUCGAGAGUGCUCUCUUCCGAGCUACCUUAGACGCUCUAGGGAUCUCCAAGUCUCGGACGACCAUCUACCAUCCAGCUGGUAAUGGUUUGGUUGAACGACUUAACGGGACCAUCUUGUCGAUGUUGAGGAGACACUGUUGCAUCCCCGACUGGCCGACCCAUCUGCCGGCUCUCAUGUUCAAGUACAACACCGCUAUCCACUCUUCUACUGGCUACAGUCCCUUCAUGCUUAUGUUUGGACGUGAGCCCCCGGCCGACUUUAUUCCUAUAACGUCUGCUUAUAACUCACUGGUAUUUGAUACCGAGACUUACGGACAAUAUGUGGCUAGGGUACGAGCUUACUUGGACGAUGAGGUCGACCAGGCUGUCACUCAUGCAGCAGCGAGGUACAAGGCCUUCUACGAUCGCAAAGCCAAGCCCACGGCUUUCUUUCCGAACGCUAGAGUCUUUGUACGUGUUCACGUCCCCAACAACAAGCUGGCCCCGAGGUGGGAAGGUGACUGGUAUAUAGUGGAUAUUAUCGGUUCACAAGACCCUGUAAAAGUGCUUCGUCUUAAACAUGCUGUCACGGGCGAGUUGAAGGUCAUCAACGUGGACCAUGUUCGACUGGACCCAGUUCAACCUGACCAACUGCCGGACGGUCUCCUACAGCGUGUGGAUCGAGAAGUCCCAGACCUACCACCUCUACCGGCCUUCAACCCUGAGGCACCGCCUGCCCAUGCUCUACACCCUCAGCGAACGAUGCCUCCUAGGUCAAUGUCUGACGAGGACGAGUUCUCUAACGGUGUUCCGGACAAUCAGCCCGUACCCGCUCGAUCUGUGGUACGACCGCCGAAUGGUCCGUCCGCAUCUCCUGCCCCGUCUAGAUCACGGACGAGGCCUAUGCCCCCUUCGGCAGCCUCUACUCCUGCGGCUACAUCUAGACCGUCUAUGUUACCCCCGCGGCCGUUUAUGUCGUCGCCUCCUCCGGUGGAAGGACGACCUGUUCAUGACGGGCAUUAUUCGCCCCUGUCCCCGCCGCCUCUUUCUACACCGCUCCCGUCGCCGGUGCCUGAUAAUCUUCAGAGCCCGGCUGAGUCGGUACCCUCGGAUGGUCCUCUGUCCCCCCUGGAACCAUCCCGAUCUGUGUCACCUGACGAGCUUCCCCCUGGACGCUCACGGUCCGUGACGCCUACUACCCCUGUGGAGUCUCCUGAAGAGUCAACGCCGCUUCCUUCCGGUAUGGCAAGCCCGAUCAUGGACGCUGACUUCGAGUCUCCCCAAGGUACGCCGACGCCCCCUGUUAACGACCCCAUCCAACAACCUGCUGAGGCACCGUCGACCACGCCUCCGGCAGAGGCAGCCCCCGAGUCUACAAGACCAUUUACUAGGUCUAGGGCUGGUCACCGAUCCCGACCACCGACCCGCUUCGACCCCGAUACCUACGUCCCGAUGGCUCUUCGUUCUGAACGGAGCCAUGGACGUUCUGACUCUUCUUAA
This is a messenger RNA of Perkinsus marinus ATCC 50983, 4596 nucleotides long. Its product is annotated as retrovirus polyprotein, putative. Lineage: Eukaryota; Perkinsozoa; Perkinsida; Perkinsidae. The transcript has a single exon. The coding region runs from base 1 to 4596 and encodes 1531 amino acids. The record is from RefSeq and is a predicted model, not a curated record. Gene Ontology annotation, biological process: DNA integration. Gene Ontology annotation, molecular function: nucleic acid binding.